Phacochoerus africanus (Common warthog) is the source of this 936-nucleotide messenger RNA. Its product is annotated as olfactory receptor 6C2-like. Gene Ontology annotation, molecular function: olfactory receptor activity; G protein-coupled receptor activity. Gene Ontology annotation, cellular component: membrane. NCBI's taxonomy places the organism in Eukaryota, Metazoa, Chordata, Mammalia, Artiodactyla, Suidae. The record is from RefSeq and is a predicted model, not a curated record. Gene Ontology annotation, biological process: G protein-coupled receptor signaling pathway.
AUGAAAAACCAAACCACAGUAACAAGCUUCAUCCUGCUGGGGCUGACAGAUGACAUUCCACUGAAAAUUCUGCUGUUCAUUUUUCUCUUUCUUUCCUACACGUUGAGUCUAUCUGGAAACCUAACCAUCAUCACCCUCACUCUGAUCGAUUCUCACCUUAAAACACCUAUGUAUCUUUUCCUCCAAAAUUUCUCCUUCUUAGAGAUUUCAUUCACAACUGCUUGUGUUCCCAGAUUCUUGUACAGCAUAUCCUCUGGGGACAAGUCCAUCACCUACAAUGAUUGUGCCAGUCAACUGCUGUUUACAGACCUCUUUGCAGUGACAGAAUUCUUCCUCCUGGCCACCAUGUCCUAUGACCGCUACGUGGCCAUCUGCAAACCCCUGCAUUACACGGCCAUCAUGAGCAACAGAGUCUGCAAGAACUUCAUCCUCUUCUGCUGGGCAGCAGCACUAAUGAUCACACUCCCACCAGUGAGUCUGGGUUUGGGCCUGGAAUUCUGUGACUCGAAUGUCAUCGAUCACUUUUGCUGUGACGCUUCUCCUCUCCUGAAGGUCUCUUGCUCAGACACACGGGGGACAGAACAGAUGGUUAUAGCAUGUGCUGUGCUGACCAUCAUCACCCUCGUGCGUGUAGUUCUUUCCUACAUUUACAUCGUCAAGGCCAUUCUAAGGUUUCCCUCUGCCCAGCAAAGGAAGAAGGCCUUCUCCACCUGUUCUUCCCACAUGAUUGUGGUUUCCAUUUCUUAUGGAAGCUGCAUCUUCAUCUAUGUCAAACCCUCAGCCAAGGACGAGGUAGCUAUUAAUAAAGGAAUUUCACUCCUCAUGACUUCUAUUUCACCAAUGCUGAAUCCAUUUAUUUACACACUGAGAAACAAGCAAGCGAAGCAAGCUUUUCUUGACUUGAUUAAAAAAAGUGCACUCCUCUCAAAGAUGUAA